This is a messenger RNA of Periophthalmus magnuspinnatus, 1615 nucleotides long. RefSeq names its product urotensin 1 (gene ucn1). The transcript has 2 exons. Gene Ontology annotation, cellular component: extracellular region. The record is from RefSeq and is a predicted model, not a curated record. NCBI's taxonomy places the organism in Eukaryota, Metazoa, Chordata, Actinopteri, Gobiiformes, Gobiidae. Gene Ontology annotation, molecular function: hormone activity. Bases 43 to 447 code for a protein of 134 amino acids.
CACGGACACAUCCACGGACGCAUCCACGGACACGGCGUAAAGAUGAAGCCUGCCUCCUUGCUCCUCUUCCUCGUCUCUUCCAUCCUCGUCUCCUCUCCUCUCUCUCUGUCCUCCGCUCCCCUCUCUUACUCCUCCUCCUCUCCCCCCUUACUCCUUUCUGUCCUGGACUCCCCACUCGCCCUCCACCUGCUCCGACUGCUGAACAAGAGGCAGUACCCCCCCAUGGUGCGUUUGCUGGCCCCGGGACCCCCCAGUGCCGCUCUGGAGACUGGGGACAGCGGCGAGGCAUUCAGGGAGGGCCUAGGGAAGAGCAGAAGAAACGAGCCUCCUCUCUCCAUAGAUCUCACUUUCCACCUGCUGCGGAACAUGAUCCACAUGGCCAAGCUAGAGAGCCAGAGGGAACAAGCCCUGAUCAACCGCAAAGUCAUGGAUGAAGUGGGCAAGUGAAUGCAGCAUGGAGAGUCCAGCACCGGGCCAGACAGUGAACGCACCACCAGUACAACUCUGAAGUGUCACCAUCGCAAACAUGUUUACGCUCUGAAUAAACUUUGAUUAUUUUUAUCAAGGAUUCUUAUUGGAUAAUUUCCUCAACUGAACUUCAAGCUUUCUUUGUUGUUGUUACCAGGACUAAAGCAGGACUAAACCAGGUCUAAAGCAGGACUAAAGCAGGACUAAACCAGGACCAAACCAGGACCAAACCAGGACCAAACAAGGACUAAACCAGGCACUUAACCAGGACAAAACCAGGACUAAACCAGGCACUUAAUCAGAACCAAACCAGGACCAAACAAGGACUAAACCAGGCACUUAACCAGGACAAAACCAGGACUAAACCAGGUCUAAAGCAGGACUAAAGCAGGACUAAACCAGGACCAAACUAGGACCAAACAAGGACUAAACCAGGCACUUAACCAGGACAAAACCAGGACUAAACCAGGCACUUAACCAGAACCAAACAAGGACUAAACCAGGCACUUAACCAGGACAAAACCAGGACUAAACCAGGACCAAACCAGGACCAAACCAAAACCAAACAAGGACUAAACCAGGCACUUAACCAGGACCAAACAAGGACUAAACCAGGACCAAACCAGAAUCAAACCAGGACUAAACCAGGUCUAAACCAGGACCAAACCAGGACCAAACCAGGACCAAACCAGGACCAAACCAGGACCAAACAAGGACUAAACUAGGCACUUAACCAGGACAAAACCAGGACUAAACAAUGACCAAACCAGGACCAAACAGGACUAAACUAGGACCAAACCAGGUCUAAACCAGGACUAAAGCAGCACUAAACCAGGUCUAAAGCAGGACUAAACCAGGUCUGAACCAGGACUAAACCAGGUCUAAACCAGGACUAAACCAGGACUAAACUAGGUCUGAACCAGGACUAAACCAGGUCUGAACCAGGACUAAACCAGUUCUAAACCAGGGACUCAAGAACUAGCCAGGACUAAAUGAUGUUGUGGGACUAAAUCAAACCUGGAACCUUCUUGCUGUGAGGCAUGAAUGCUAACCACUCUGCCACUCUGCAUUUCAACUUCCUUAUUUCAGCUUUGAAGAGUUGUCUGUGUUUUACAUGAAAAACUCCUUUGGGGCAUUUGAAUAUUAC